UCGCAACAAGAUUUGUGUUUAGACAUGGCGGACAACGUAGCUUUCUAUCGGAAAUAGCGGUACCUGCAGAAUGGCCGGUCAACGCUGCUUUUUUGUGGUUGUUUCCUUCUUCUUUCUUAUGGAAUUUUGUUGUGGACAGAAUCCAGAUAUCGGGCGUGUGUUCAUUGGUGAUAUUUCUGAUGCAGGCUCACCCUCAGUCAGUGCUUACUCUUUCGGUUUUUAUGAGCGGACAGGCCAGUCUUUGCCUAUCUAUGCCCUGGUGUUUAGGGAAGGCAAUCCGGCUGUUAUAGGUGAAAAAACUGAGGAUAUCACAGUAACCUGCACUGUGUCUGACACAUCCUCUGGAUUUUCAGCGGUUCAAAUAUUAGACGUGACUCUGAGUGCAGCUGUUAAUGUCACCAAUAUACCUCUGACUCUUGGGGCGUCUGGCCGUUCGGUGACGGUGCAGUGCUCAGGACAGUCAACUGCUGUCAAUGCCUCCUGCCCUGUGAGUCUUGGAGGAUCUCAGUUCUGCCCAGAGACGUCUGCCUCCAACACUGUCUCUGUGGUUAUCCGUCCUCAAGCUACAAUAUCUCUGUGUGAACCAGAGAUAACUGUGAGCAAUGAGGUACCAGGUGCUACAUACACAUUUCCUAUCAGGCUCAGCGAGGAAGUCGUUCAGCCUACAGAUAUCGAUUGCACAGUCUCAGGGGGUCUUGGACUAAACAUAUUGUCCCAGACUGUGCAGCCCAGGAACAUCUCAGUUGAGAUGAGGUAUACGGUGAACAACCCCACAACAGGAAAUAGUGCAACAGUGACAUGCUCUGCACAGUCUCGGACCGGCAACCAGUUCACCUCGCUUGGAAGCUCUGGUCCACUCUCUUCAGCACUCUUUAAGCUGCGGACAAACACGUUCAGCUUCGAACCCAGGUGGUCUGCAGUCUACAACAUGUCCUUCACGUCUCUGCUGACCCUGAGCUCGCCUGUGACUUCGGGAUCAGUACAAGUGGCCUGUCGGGCAUCUGUGGUUGCCUCCCUUGAUGAUGCAGAGGCGGAGAUUGGUAGCCCUGACUGCUCCUUCAGUCCUUCGAGCACAGACCCGGCCUCUUCUUGGGCGGUCGUCGACUCUGUCUUUGACAUUCCGAGCCUCUCCAACCCAGCACAGACGUCGUACAAGCCAGUAACAGCGCAGAGGCUGUCAGCCCCCGUGGACACACGCAUCGAAGUCGUAGUGACCACGUGCUGCGUCCAGUCGUCCAGCUCCAACAGCCAGUAUCAGGGUCAGUCAGCGGUGGCGGUGGCUGUAGCCAACCUCAAACCCUUGGCUUGUAAGAACUGCAAUGCCACGGACGGAAUCUCACAGACUCUUCUAAACCCUGGCUAUGUGGAAGUAGCUCCGUGUCCGUGCGACCUCACCAAGGCGGCCUGUGAUUUCAACUGCUGCUGUGACGAGGACUGCAACGCCGCGGAAAGAGACAGGUUCAGCGAGUGCCUGCCAGGACUGGAAGGUGGCCAGGGGGCCGAUCCUGCCAGGUACAGCUGUUCCUCCAAAGCCUUCGACUUACCAGACUGGCAACCGCUAACCUGCGUGUUCUACGAGAACAACGCCUACCUGGGAUUAUUUUACGCCAACGUCCAAAAGCUGAGCUCGCUUGAGCAGGUCCAAUUUGAAGCCAGUUCCAAAUACAAAGGACGUUUCUCCUUGAGCGAGACGGAAUCAAGAUAUGAGAACAAAGACACAACUACUGCAUCCUAUAGCUAUGGUGUCAGCGUAUCUACGCUUCGUGCCGACCAACUAACCACCGGCAGGCUGGCGCUGUCCCAGGGGGGCCCAGGGGGGUUCUGUAACCCGCUGAGUCCCGUGCAGUUUCUCGUGGACUCGGAGGCUGUGUGUGCUGUGACCUUGACCCAGGGCCAGUGUGUGUCGAACACAGUGUUUAGUGGCAAUGUGUACGCUGUGUCGUCUGCCAUACAGGGAUGUUCUCAGUCUUUCAAGGUAACCAGCACCUUUCAGGGCACGAACUUGGCCCCCGCAGAUGUGCGCUAUUACUGCGCCACUGAUGUCAGCGGCUACCUGAGCUCAACGCCUGGCACAACAAUAAGUGACCUUGACCCUCAAGUAUCUUCCAACUUCCCAGCAGAUCUCUCAGGCCUCCAGUGUAAUGACGGGUGUUCUGAAGCGGCGUGCUGGCAGUACAACACAGGACGGUCCUCAUCAGACGUUUCCCUGCUGCCAGGGCAGUGUUCAUGGGACUCUGGAUUCACCCCACCCCUCAUGCCCGCCAUGAAUGGUGCGACCUGUGAGAAUGUUGUUCUGGAGGUCAGAUACAAUUUUGAGUGGUCCGGGUCGGAAAUCACAAAGCUGACGGCUGAUGUAAUUCUGGGGAACAUUCCCAAUGUGGGUGCCGGUGACGUCAGUCUGAUGCAGAAGUUCUCCGUCAACUGGCAGGCCAAGCCAAACGCCAGUCUGUCACUGUCGGACAACUAUCAGCAGACCCUGGAACCCUAUGCCCGCUCUGGGACUGGAGGGUAUGAACUGGGCGAGUCUCUGCCCAGUGGCUGUGCUGAGUACAACUCGACAACUGGUCAGUUCCAGCAAGUGGACACAAGGACAGAGAAACAGAUGGCCAUAUGGAAACCUGGAACUGAUGGGCUCUGUGCGAACGCUGAGCGAGAGACCUUGACCUUUGGGGAUGACGCUGAGUCCUCAUGCAUUCUUCAACUCAACUUUGACUAUCUCAACAACAGUUGUGAAGAACUGCGAGAACUGAUCACCAACCACCUCAAUGUCCUGAUGGCAUCUAGCGUGAUAGGAAAGACAGGCUACAAUGACCUGACCUCAGAGGACAUGUGGAUACCUGUCCUCAGACAAAACCUUUCCGAAGUUUUCCUGAUGGCCACUGGCGACAUUUCAUCCAACACCAGCAGCUUGAAUGAGUCAGAGCCAUUGUUCAGUUGGGCCGAGCGAAUCCCUGGGAUCUGUCUGGUCCCCUCAGGUGCGGAGCUGAUCGUACUGUACGCUCAGACAGGAGCCAGGGACUACUACCCGCGACUGGAAGUGCUCGGGGCUUACAUCAACUACACAGUAUCCAACUGGACCAUGAACUGUGCCGGCGCCAACAGUCAGCGAUGCAGCCCAGGCUCAACAUUCACUCAAAACUUCUUCGUAUCCAGCAGUGUUCGGUUCGUCAAAGUCCCGCCUGUGCCGCCUGCACCACGAAUCAGAUUCUACACCAAGUUCGACCUGGACAACUGCGACUCCGACUCGUGCUACAGGUUCUUCACGGACUUUGUGUCGGACGUGUGCUAUUACGACACGUGUUGGCAGGAGCUGGCCUACCCCUUGACGGAGGCAUACCACGGGGAGUCUCGACACUACACGCUGCCAUUCUUUCUCCUCACCGUACUCGGGGUGAUUGGCUACGUGGCAGUGACUAAGCCCGGCUGGAGCUGAGGGCAGUCGACUGUAUGGGAUUUGUGUGUAAGUGUGUUCGUUUGGGAUAGAGGUCCUGAGGAUGUGAGAGAGGUCUUUGCUUGUUUGGGAUAGACAUUGCGAGAAUUUGAAUGAUUGUUUUCUGUCCCUAUAGAAUUAUGCAAAUUUAGAUGGCCAAAUUAUGCCCCAAAAAAAUCAAAAUCAUGCCAAAAUUAUGCAAGUUACUGUAACACCAUUCGCGACAUGUUUUGCA
Messenger RNA from Aplysia californica (California sea hare), 3665 nucleotides. RefSeq lists its product as uncharacterized. The coding region runs from base 71 to 3433 and encodes 1120 amino acids. The transcript has 24 exons. Gene Ontology annotation, biological process: cilium assembly. Lineage: Eukaryota; Metazoa; Mollusca; Gastropoda; Aplysiida; Aplysiidae. The record is from RefSeq and is a predicted model, not a curated record.